UGUGGGCGCCGUUCCCGGCGCGGUGCAGGCCGGGGCUACAUCCGGGUUCCCCGCUGAGGCAGGCGGCGCGGCGGCCCUUCUCUCUCCGGUGUUUCUCUCCUGGGCCGCGGCCCCCCUCUCCCACCGGCGCCAUGGCGAUGCAAGCGGCCAAGCGAGCCAACAUUCGGCUGCCUCCAGAAGUCAAUCGGAUCCUGUAUAUUAGGAAUCUGCCAUAUAAAAUCACAGCGGAGGAAAUGUACGAUAUUUUUGGGAAAUAUGGGCCUAUUCGACAAAUCAGAGUUGGGAACACUCCUGAGACUAGAGGAACAGCCUACGUAGUCUAUGAAGACAUCUUUGAUGCCAAAAAUGCUUGUGAUCACCUGUCAGGAUUCAACGUGUGCAACAGAUACCUCGUCGUUUUGUACUAUAACGCAAACAGGGCAUUCCAAAAGAUGGACACAAAGAAGAAAGAGGAACAGCUUAAGCUUCUCAAGGAAAAAUAUGGAAUUAAUACAGACCCACCAAAAUAAACUGAUCUUUUUGGAAAACUCUUUUCAAGCCCUGGCGCUGAGUUUUUGAACUAAACAUAGGAAUUCUCAAUGAAGUAUAACUUUUUUUUUUAUUUGAUAAGCUGUAAUUUGACUCUUUAGAUCUUCCCAUUAGAAUUAAAUAAAUGUAAAGUGUUGGAAGAUCUGCUUUAGGAUUAAAUCCCCCUAAGUGGACAUGGCUCCUGGUGUUGUAAGGGUGAGCUGGUAAAUGCUGCACGAUCGCAGUCCCGUUUGGAGCAGGACCUCACGAGAUGGGACCGAGCACGCCGAGUGUUCCCCACCUCUUGAAGCUCUGCCCGGCCUCCAGGGCAGGCUUUGAGCCUUGCUGCCUGGUCGUGCAGAGAGCCUGAGGGGCUCUGUGUGAGCAGCCUGCGGGGAGGCAAAUUGCACGUGCUGCUUCCUGAAAAUGGAGCACUGCAGCUAGUCUCCCUGCCACGGGGAGUUCUGUGCUUUUUUUUUUAAACGAAAAUAAGUAUGGUUUGGUGUCAUCACAACUGUCUAUAUUGUAUGUGGUUGGUUUUACCUUUCUCCCCUGGGGAGUGUUUGAGGGAGCCUGACUCCAUUACAUGAUCGCUAGGCUCCUUCUUACUAGAACAAAGCAAGCCCAAAUCCAUGUUUGUAACAAAGUUUCUUUCACAAGCUUUAGAAAAUGAACGGCCUUUUAAAAUGAUCCAGCUGCUUCGGUGGCUUCAGUCAGAGUAUCUUGUUUCCAGUGAUCAAGGUGAAACAGAUAAGCUGCAGUAGAAUGGUUUUGCUCUAAGAGCGUGUUGCUGUGGGGCUGACUCUGGGCGUACGGGCUUUGUACCGCGGUUAGGAGGGGCGGCAGGAACACGCUUCGUGCCUUUUAUGUUGAGAACACCCGACCAAAAGGAGACAGUAGUGGUGGUGGUAAUUUUAGAUACCUGUAGUGCAAUUGUUCUCUACUCACUGUGUUUGAACUGUAAUAUAUCUCACAUACAUAAAUUUUUAGAUGUAGCACCUGGUGGAGGAAAAAGAAAACAUUUAAAUUUUUUGGGUCUCUCAGCACUCACGUCUUGUGAAUAAAAAUGACCGUGAUACAGAGUAUGCACAACCAGUGUAUUUUGGAAUUGGAAAAUAAUAACUUCUACCCCUGUUCUGAACCAGCUGGAAGCCCUGUGCGCAUUGGUAGUUCUCCUGCCUCUCAGGAGGGUUUAUUUGCUUGGCCGUGAUGUUUAACUUGCCGACCGUACAACUUCCAGCCAGUGCAGGCCACGGGCAGAUGCAAACAUGCUUUGCCUGAGGAUUUGUGAUUUAAGUUAAAAUUUUUUUCAGUGCGUUAUAGCGUCAUAAAGGAAUGUUGCCAUUUUCUUCUCCUUAGAUUUUUGUUGAAAUCCGUCACUUAAAAAGCCCUGCUGUUUUUGUGUCCGUUUAAGGGAAAAAAUAAAUGUGUGUCUGCCUA
Phalacrocorax carbo (great cormorant) is the source of this 1947-nucleotide messenger RNA. NCBI's taxonomy places the organism in Eukaryota, Metazoa, Chordata, Aves, Suliformes, Phalacrocoracidae. The record is from RefSeq and is a predicted model, not a curated record.